This is a messenger RNA of Phytophthora megakarya, 264 nucleotides long. NCBI's taxonomy places the organism in Eukaryota, Oomycota, Peronosporomycetes, Peronosporales, Peronosporaceae. The record is from the annotation of a GenBank genome assembly.
AUGGUGAAGACCGAGAAGCGCGUAAUUCGCGAUCGCUUCUCGUACAAACACCGGGUGUUUGGGGAAGAACUUUUCGUCCUGGACUUGGACGGCAAGUUCGACAUGCCUGAACGGCAUGACCCUAUUAUCGAUUGGGAGAAGCGUACGGUCGUACGCUUCGGACGCCGCGGCGAAAGAGAGAACGAUGGCCCUGUUAGCGCGUUGGAUAUACCUAACGGUGCAUCUGAACCUCCUUCAGAGACUGUGGCUUGCGACCCUGUCUAA